AUGAACCGGAUUUUUCAAAAAUGGACUAAGAUUAAGAUGCAGGUUUACAGUUUCAUAAUAUUAAAAGCGCUUUCUUGUAUUUUGCAUGGACCUUUGAUACGACAAGUCAAGUUAGGAGCUUGAUUCGUAAACAGGCAUAGGAAACCUACUUCUAAAAGUCUUUGAGCAAUUGCAAAAAAAGAAAAAUAUUAUAUUGGCUUGUAA
Molecule: messenger RNA, 204 nt
Organism: Blepharisma stoltei
Lineage: Eukaryota; Ciliophora; Heterotrichea; Heterotrichida; Blepharismidae
Source: the annotation of a GenBank genome assembly